UUGGAAUUAACGAAUUGGAAUAAAUCGUGUGACAUUACUUGUUCACAUUAGGUAUCAGUAACAUGGUGUCGUUCUGUAUUCUCGAUAAUUAUAUGUCGAUAACUUUAGUCAUCAGUCUAAACGCGAUUGUGAGUGCAAGUAUACAUCCUGAAUUAAAAUUAAUUAAUGUGGUGUUUAGACACGGCGAUCGAACACCCAGUAAUGACGGAGAUGAAUCGUUUCCGACUGAUCCAUACGUAAAUGAUUCAUUUUUUCCGACAGGUGUCGGUCAAUUAACCAAUCAUGGCAAAAAACGUGAAUAUGAUUUAGGACAAGCUUUGCGGGCUAGAUAUAAAGACUUCCUGGGUGGUCUGUAUUUGCCAAAGCUUGUCGUAGCUCACAGUUCCGAUUAUGAUAGAACAAAGAUGUCCCUGCAGCUCGUUCUGGCUGCUUUGUUUUCGUCUACGGAUCACCGACAACGAUGGAACACUGAUUUAAACUGGCAACCAAUUCCGAUGACAUAUAUAUCACGCAUCGACGACAAUUUUUAUACGGGUUUUAAUUGUCCAAAAUAUCUUGAUGAGUACGAUCGUAUAUUGAAUUUGCCCGAAAUAAAAAAAGGGAUGUCACGAUUUAAAGACAUAAUGAGCAAGUUGACGGAAUUAACGGGUAAGAAAAUCGAGAAACCUUUGGACUUACACUAUUUGUAUCAUACUUUCAUAGCAGAAUCGUCCAUGAAUCUAACCCUUCCCGAAUGGGUGCAUGAUUACUUUCCUGAGCCACUGUUCGAUACAACUGUAUUCGCAUAUAAUAUUAACGGUUUUACUGCUUUAAUAAAAAAGCUCUUAGCUGGCCCGAUGAUUCGCGCCAUACUCAACAAUAUGAUAACUGGAAAAAAUCCAAUCCCAUCGAAUACAAAGCUUUAUUUGUAUAGUGGUCACGAAACUAACAUCGCAGCGAUAUUACACGCAUUUAAAUUGUAUAAACCUCAUGUACCUGAAUACUCUAGUGCGGUUAUUUUAGAAUUAUUGGAGCAAAACAAGCAGAAUUACGUGAAAUUUCUAUAUUAUCGAGGUAUUCCGUCAAUCUUUGACGAGCUUCAGAUCCCAGGUUGUGAAAUGCUUUGUCCUUUCGACAAGUUCUCAUAUCUAAUUCACGAUUUGAUUCCGUCUGACGAAGAUAUAGUUUGCGACAAAAGGCAAACUCCGAAAUAUGCUAACAUGGAAUAUCCAAUCACGUUGGAGAGCAAAACAUAUAAUUUAAUAAAGAAGAACAUCGAUUUAAUAAAAAAAAAACGAAAUAGCAAUAACGCAUAGUGCUAAUUAAAAUGUUAU
Molecule: messenger RNA, 1313 nt
Organism: Camponotus floridanus (Florida carpenter ant)
Lineage: Eukaryota; Metazoa; Arthropoda; Insecta; Hymenoptera; Formicidae
Product: venom acid phosphatase Acph-1-like
Exons: 6
Coding region: 63-1295 (410 amino acids)
Biological process (GO): dephosphorylation
Molecular function (GO): phosphatase activity
Source: RefSeq, a predicted model, not a curated record